This is a messenger RNA of Pelobates fuscus (common spadefoot toad), 2625 nucleotides long. RefSeq names its product nucleoporin 93 (gene NUP93). The transcript is spliced from 22 exons. Gene Ontology annotation, molecular function: structural constituent of nuclear pore. Gene Ontology annotation, biological process: poly(A)+ mRNA export from nucleus; protein import into nucleus. NCBI's taxonomy places the organism in Eukaryota, Metazoa, Chordata, Amphibia, Anura, Pelobatidae. The record is from RefSeq and is a predicted model, not a curated record. Gene Ontology annotation, cellular component: nuclear pore. The coding region runs from base 63 to 2522 and encodes 819 amino acids.
UGGGAGAGUCAGAAGGAAGGUGGCCGCGCGAACCAGCGAUUUAUGCCAGCUCUUUAACAGCCAUGGACGGGGAAGGGUUUGGAGAACUGCUGCAGCAAGCAGAGCAACUCAAUGCAGAGACUGAGGGAGUUACAGAGCUUCCCCAUGUGGAAAGAAAUCUUCAGGAGAUCCAGCAGGCUGGAGAGAGGCUGCGUUCCAGGAACAUGACCCGCACCUCACAGGAAUCUGCUAACGUCAAAGCGUCGGUUCUCCUGGGCUCCAGAGGUUUGGACAUUUCUCACAUUUCACAGAGGUUGGAGAGUCUUAGUGCAGCUACAACGUUUGAGCCUCUUGAACCUAUAAAAGAUACUGAUAUCCAGGGAUUCCUAAAGAAUGAAAGAGAUAACCUACUUCUGGCUGCAAUUGAGGAAUCUAGAAAGAGAACAUUCGCCAUGGCCGAAGAUUACCACAGAGAGUCUAUGCUCGCGGAAUGGGAGCAAGUAAAGCAGAAAAUCUUGCACUCUCUGCUUGCUUCAGGAGAAGAUGCGUUGGACUUCACACAGGAGAGCGAGACAAGUUAUAUGAGUGAAUCCGGAGCACCCGGUCGCAGUUCUCUGGAUAGUGUGGAAAUGGCAUAUGCUCAACAGAUUUACGUAUACAAUGAGAAGGUUGUAAACAAUAAUCUGCAGACCAGUCUAGUGGACCUGUGCGUUGCAGUUGCAGAAAGAUUAGAUGACAAGAAUGUGACUGAUCUAUGGGCAAUGGUUAAACAGAUGACUGAUGUCUUUUUGGUACCAGCUGGUGACACUUUGAAAAGCCGUUGUAGUGUGCACAUGCAGAUGGCGUUUGUGCGGCAAGCUUUAAUUUACUUGGAACAGAGUUACAAGAGCUACACACUGCUGAGUGUUUUUGCGAACCUGCAGCAGGCUCAGCUAGGAGGCAUCCCUGGGACAUUCCACAUUGUGCGAAGUUUCCUUAAUAUCCGGCUGCCAGCCCCUAUCCCUGGCCUGCAGGAUGGUGAGGUGGAUGGCUAUCCCGUGUGGGCGCUGAUUUAUUACUGCAUGCGCUGCGGUGACUUAAUGGCAGCUCAGCAUGUGGUAAACCGGGCACAGCAUCAACUGGGAGAGUUUAAGAACUGGUUCCAGGAAUACGUUAAAAGUGAAGGCAGAGGAUUGUCUCCUGAUUGUGAGAAUAAAGUACGUCUUCAUUACCGAAGAGCCGUGAGAGCAAGUACCGAUCCGUACAAGAGAGCGGUGUACUGUAUCAUUGGGAGAUGUGAUAUUACUGACAACCACAGUGAGGUGGCCAGUAAAACAGAAGACUAUCUGUGGCUCAAAUUAAGUCAAGUAUGUUUUGAAGAAGACGCCAUCAAUACUCAGGACAGGCUGACGCUUCCACAGCUUCAGAAACAGCUGUUUGAGGACUAUGGAGAGUCUCAUUUUGCAUUUAAUCAGCAGCCAUUCCUCUACUUCCAAGUUCUCUUCCUGACGGCUCAGUUUGAGGCAGCCAUUGCAUUCUUAUUCCGCCUGGAACGUACACGCUGUCAUGCUGUUCAUGUAGCCCUGGCUCUCUUUGAACAGAAGCUGUUAAUAAAAUCUUCUGGGUUAAGUGCUCAGCUGGUGAGCCAGGAAGCCAAAGACUCUCCGGGUGUCCGUCGUUUGAAUUUUGUGCGUCUUUUGAUGCUUUACACUCGGAAGUUUGAACCCACAGACCCACGGGAAGCUUUAGAGUACUUCUUCUUUCUGAGAAAUGAAAAGAAUAGUCAGGGGGAGGACAUGUUCCUGCGAUGUGUCAGUGAUCUUGUGAUUGAAAGCAGAGAGUUUGACAUGCUCUUGGGCAAGCUGGAGAAGGAUGGAAGAAAGAAGCCUGGUGCCAUUGAUAAAUUCAAGAAGGAUACGGACUCCAUUACUAACUAUGUAGCAUCAGUGGCAGAAAACAAAGGUCUUUUUGAAGAAGCAGCUAAACUAUAUGACUUAGCAAAGAAUCCGGAUAAAGUUUUGGAACUGAUUAAUAAGUUACUAAGUCCUGUAGUAUCCCAGGUCAGCACGCCGCAGUCCAACAAAGACAGACUGAAAAACAUGGCUCUGUCUGUUGCCGAGAGAUACAGAACCCAAGGAAUAAGUGCGGAAAAGUCUAUUAACUCCACAUUCUAUCUGCUCCUGGACUUGAUGACAUUUUUUGAUGAGUAUCACGCUGGCCAUAUCGACCUCGCAUAUAAUAUUAUCGAGAAGUUGAAACUAGUGCCUUUUAGCCAGGACAGUGUGGAUGAGCGAGUGACUUCCUUUAGGAACUUCAGUGAUGAGAUCCGGCAUAACUUGUCUGAAGUUCUGCUUGCAACAAUGAACAUAUUAUGCACGCAGUAUAAAAGGUUAAAGGGCAGCGGGCCCUCCUCCCUUGGGCAUCCUCAGCGAGUGUUGGAGGAAAGGCAUUCUGUUCUGCGUAGUCAAGCUCGCGCUAUCAUCACAUUUGCCGGGAUGAUUCCAUACAGGAUGUCUGGCGACACAAACUCUCGACUUGUACAGAUGGAAGUUCUUAUGAACUAAAAAGCAGCUCAUUUUUUUUUUUUUUUGUUUUUUUUAUUUUCCAUAAAAAAAGUUUUGUCUAUUGACAUUAACUAUUCCUAAAUAAAACUACUUUUUUGUGUCA